This is a messenger RNA of Knipowitschia caucasica, 378 nucleotides long. The record is from the annotation of a GenBank genome assembly. NCBI's taxonomy places the organism in Eukaryota, Metazoa, Chordata, Actinopteri, Gobiiformes, Gobiidae.
AUGGGAGAGGAGAAGGUACCUGGACCAUGGGAGAGGAGCAGUACCUGGACCAUGGGAGAGGAGCAGGUACCUGGACCAUGGGAGAGGAGCAGGUACCUGGACCAUGGGAGAGGAGCAGCUACCUGGACCAUGGGAGAGGAACAGGUACCUGGACCAUGGGAGAGGAGCAGGUACCUGGACCAUGGGAGAGGAGCAGUACCUGGACCAUGGGAGAGGAACAGGUACCUGGACCAUGGGAGAGGAGCAGGUACCUGGACCAUGGGAGAGGAGCAGUACCUGGACCAUGGGAGAGGAACAGGUACCUGGACCAUGGGAGAGGAGCAGCUACCUGUACCAUGGGAGAGGAACAGGUACCUGGACCAUGGGAGAGGAGUGUGA